Messenger RNA from Closterium sp. NIES-67, 1679 nucleotides. Lineage: Eukaryota; Viridiplantae; Streptophyta; Zygnematophyceae; Desmidiales; Closteriaceae. The record is from the annotation of a GenBank genome assembly.
UAGCUCGGCGUUUCAAUCGUCCCGCGCGGACCUUCCCGUUAGACCCCAGUGGAAAGGCGGGGUGUGGACAGGCGAGGUGUGGAAAGCCGAGGUGUGGAAAGGCGAGGUUGGCUCAAGAGCAUGGAGGCAACGACUCGUUUCGCGGGGAAACCACAUCAUCCCGCGCGUCCCCGCUCCCUCUCUCCCCCGAUUUGAGUAUAGAGCCUCGAAAAUAGAUCCCGCGGUCUCCUCUCCCGCUCUACCCCGAUUUUCCGCACCAUCGUGUCAUUUUACUGCCCUUCAGUCGUAGACUUUGCGAAAUACACCAAAAACAUCCCUCCACAAAAAUAUAACAUUUCCCUAGUCCCCCUGCGCGAGGUCAUUUGCGGCAGCAUUCAGAGUUCGGACGCGAGGCUACUGCGAAAGGUUAUUUGAACUUCUAAAAAAACAUACAGAGUUAGGGCUCGAGACUACUGCGAGGCUACUGCUACCUGUUACAGCGCGGUCUGUUCCGAAUAUCGAGUCCUUGUUGCUAGGAUCAAUCAACCCAUCUCCUAGGACCAAAAGUCAACAGCACGCCAAGUACAAACACGCCAAACACGCGGGCCCCGUGGAACUAUUCGGGGCGGCAGCUGCGGAAAGAGGGAAGGAGCAAUUGCGGCAACUAUCCCUACUACACGUCAACAAACGCGCCAGACACGCGGACCCCCAGGGUCCCUGGGUCGUGAGGCUUUUUGCGGCAGACACUCGAACCCGUGAAGCUUGUCGGAAUCAUUCGGGCUGGUGGCUGCGCAAAGGGGGAAGGAGCGAUUGUUUACGGCACGUCAACGAACUCGCCAGACACGCGAAUCCCAAGGGUACCAGGAUCGUGGGCUUGUUGCGCCAGACACGCGAAUCUAGUGCACCCAACCAUGGCGGUGCCUCCGUCUUCCGUGCCUAUGGGCGCGUGGACGACCGGCCUCUGCGGCUGCAUGGAGGACCGCGGCUCGUGUUGCUGCGCCCUCUUCUGCCCGUGCGUCAUCGUCGGGCGAAACGCCAAUAUCGUUUCGGACGGAAACACAGACUUCGGCACUGCCUGCUGCCUCUGGUUCUUCCUCGAGAUUCUACUCGGUCUCGGCUGCUUCUAUUCCUGCGGCUUCCGCCAGAAGCUGCGGCAGAAGUACAUGCUGCCAGCCAAGCCGUGCGGCGACUGUUGCGUGCACUUCUACUGCUUCUUCUGCGCCAUCUGCCAGGAGUCCCGCGAGCUCAAGAACCGAGGCUGGGAGCCCAGGCUUGGCUAUUCCGGCAACACGAGACGCUUCAUGGCUGCGGGCAAGGCGCCGCCUACUGGACAGCAGAUGGCGCGCUAAACAGCGACCAAGAGGAGAUACGGCAGGCAAAAAGCAACAGAAGAUAUGACAUUGGUGGAGAAUUCACGAGUAAUGUCUACAGGCGUCCAGCAUCAGCCUUGUACUAUUAAAGUGGUUUCGCAUGGGAAGCGUGUUGAGAUUACUCCAACAAGGGCAAGUUCUGUCCAUGGCUGCCGGCACCCCUGAAGCCUCACCGCCUUCUUGUUUUCCCUGCUUACGUGUGUCCUCCCUUCCGUUUAUGGUUCUAUUCCAUAACAGUAAGCCGUAACAAGCUCAUUGUGGACAGUUGUGCCUUGUGACAUAGAUGCUGUAUGAAACCGUGUGCAUAGACUACAUAGGGUCAGACCAUAG